Messenger RNA from Serendipita indica DSM 11827, 1212 nucleotides. The record is from the annotation of a GenBank genome assembly. Lineage: Eukaryota; Fungi; Basidiomycota; Agaricomycetes; Sebacinales; Serendipitaceae.
AUGCAACGGGUACUCGAACAACCGUAUCCUCCUUCGUUUACAUUUAACGACCUUGAUGUCGUCCAGAACUCUCGCAAGUCUUCCUACCCUUCUCCACCCUCGGCCGCAGCCUCUACCCACAGCGUCCACGGUCACAGUGGCUUCAAAUCGCCAGAAUUUGGACAGGAAUCACUCUCAAACUUGUUCUCAGAUCCGCUAAUAUCCCAACUCGACUUUGGCACAGACGAUUUCUUCUUCCCUCCCCCUCCACCCCCAGCAAAUACCAGCUUUGAGUCGAUGAACUUUUUCUCGACGGGAGAACAAGACGAUAUGCUCGAUUUCCUCAGAGAUUUUGACGCAGCGGACCCCUGGGAGUUUAAUCCACUCCUCCCGUCUACGAUGCCGGCUUAUCCCGGGGACAUUGUGCUCACAGAUGACUCACGAAAACAACAUUCUCAGCAUUCUCAACAAAACCAACAUCAGUCACAUCAGGCUGGCAUGAUGCUGCCAAGUACCCAGAGCGAGCUGCCACUCCAUCACCAGUAUGGCAACGGCCAUGCACUCGCUUUCCACCAACAGCAACAGCAGCACAUGGACCAAGGUCCUUUUCCAGAUUCUGUAUCCGUCCACUCGAGCUCGGGCACCGCCAUGCCAGAGGUCCAGACACCCCAAGCACAGACCUCUUCCCCGAGUGCAAAUACGACUACAUCCUCAUUACACCAACACCAACAACAACAACAUCAUCAUCAUCAUCAUGCACCUCCUUCGACAGCCUCGAGCAGCAGCCCCAGCGCAUCCACUGCUGGCGGUGGUCGCCCUCCUUCAAAUGGUCAACAAGAAUGGCGACCGAAACCAGUUCUAUCCGGACCACAGAAGCGAAUGAACCACGUCAAGAGCGAAAAACGACGACGGGAUACGAUUCGCGACGGCUACCUUACGCUCACCAAGAUGCUUUCGCCCAGUGGACCUGGCGCGGAACAGAUUGCGAUCCCACGGAGAGGGAGACCCAAGGGGAGUGGGAGGACGGUGAAUGGCAAAAAGACGGGAAAGGGAAAGAGUGGGGUGUUGUUUCGAGCGGUCGAGUAUAUUCGGUUCAUGGAAGAAGGAUGCGAGGCAUUGGAGCGAGAAUGUGAGCGAUUGGAGAGACUUGCAUUGGGGGUGGCGACGAAUACGCAAGGACUACGGAUGCAUAGCGGUAACGCGACGUAUACUCUGCAGUCUGUUCCGUGGUAG